AUGUCCGUUUUGCAAAUCGUGGUGCUUUGCUGCAGCAUGCACACAGGUUUCGCUGAGCUGUUUCCAGAGACCGUUCCGCAGCUCAAAGCGGACGAUCCUCUCAUGCCGAAUGAAGAGACAAGUGUUAAAGAUUGUCCAUUUACUGUGUAUCCUCUUGGUGGGUUUGCACUGGCCAGCUCAAUAGCCGCUGAUCGGUACAUUGACAAAUCCUACAGUCAUACAGUAAAGGUAGUCAACGGCGAGAGCACGUGUGUUGGGUUGAUUGUCGACGAAAAGCACGUGCUGACCACUUCUGAGUGUGCUCCGGAUGACGGUCCCCUGCCCGAAGUGAAGCUCUACAACGAAACCCUUCCGCCAUUGGAAACUACGGAAAUUUUUCGCAAUCCUGACUACAAUGUUACCGUUCUUCGUCUUGAUUCGUCUAUUAAGCUUACAAUACUGGCUGUUCCUACUUGUUUCUGGGAUACGCCCUACGACGACGGGUUUGAGAAAAUCCAAAACAUUUUUAUUGCACCGAACGGAACAUUAAGCCUGGAAGAGACAAAGUGUUCAUUCCAGAACCGAAAAGAUUGUCUCGAGGCUCUUAGAAAAACGGAUACCAUUGUACAGACGAGAGCCAUUGGCCAGUAUCGGAUGCAUCCGUUCGUUUUCACCUUUGGAUCAGAUGAUGAAGGACUCGCGUUGCCAGUAUCAAAAUACAUUGAAUGGCUGGGAACGGUUACGGAGGAGAAAAUAAAGUCUUCGGAUUGCGUCUCCCAGUAUAUUGAAUAUCGUGAGUAUGAGGAUAGUAUGGUUCAAAGGAGUGACAACUAUCAGAGUGUCCAGUACUCAAAAAGUCGCUUAUCGAGCACAAGUGUAAGCCAAUACAAGGUGCGUAUAGUGCCAAACACGACGGAGACAGGCUCCAAACGGCACUGCUAUGGAUCGCUGAUUGCACCAAAGUUUAUCCUCACUGCUGCAAAUUGUCUGCAUCAAUAUGACGUUGACAGCUAUAUUGUUGAGAUGGGCCAGCAAAGUGUAUACUACCCGGUAGAGGAUUUCGGUAUACGAGUACGCACUUUGGCACGCAAGGUUCACUAUCAUCCGGAAUUCAACGCAGACACGCUGGAGAACGAUAUCGCAUUAUUAGAACUAGUGACUCCCAUUUCUGAAUUUAAUAAAACACUGGUCCCUGCCUGUAUCUGGUCGCAGGAUAAAUUCCCUGUGAAUCAGUUCCAAACCAAUGGCUAUGUUCCGUUCGAGGAAACCGACGAGGAGACCGUUCGGACAAAGCAGAGGUAUGCCACGGCGGACGUGCUGGAAGAGUGCGUAGAGAAGGUACCGCAGCAUAAAAUCUGUGCCGGUUUUCCAACGGCUCUGGCGCCGAACUCGUGCCAUAACAGUAUCGGGUCAGCCAUGUCGCGCUCGCUGUUCAGCUACGAUCGUUUCUUCGAGUAUAUCUUUGCAAUCAACAGCCGGGGUGAGAACUGCGGUUUUAACAUGCCGACCGUCUAUACCGUUAUAGCACCGUACGUGCAGUGGAUCGAUAGUGUCAUUUUUGCAGACAAAGUACAUUAUAAGGAUAGCACGAAAUACUAUGGCGAUCGCUGCAAAAAUGGAGCCGGCGUCGAAGGUACAUGUGUGGGCCUGACUCAAUGUCCGAGACUAGCAGAGGAGGUUAAAAGUGACCAAUCAUCGGCGGACGUGCAAACUGCUGCAGGAUCUUGUUCGUUUGAAUUUGCAGAUUUGACAGUGUGCUGCACGGAACGAGACUUACUGAGAAACGAGACCUAUCGGGAGCAAUUAGCUCAAGCGACGGCAGAGAUCGAUGCUUGCCCACAGCUGUAUCACGAGUUCCGUAAGAAUAAGUCGCCAUACAAAAUAGACAACUUCCCUACCUAUCCAUACCUGGUCCGUAUCCACGACGAGGGCGAGCAUUCGUGUAAUGGUACACUGAUAUCGAAACAGUUUGUCCUAACUACUGCCAUGUGCUAUCGGAAGCUUGCCGAAGAUAAGGUCACUGUUGUAGUAGGCAACAGUACGAAGCACAAUUUCUCUCUUCAUCGUGCAAUAACGCAUCCACAGUACAGCGAAAACCCGAUGGAGUUCAAUUUGGUGCUGCUGAUGCUGAAGACACCGGUCACGGUGAAUAAUGAAACCAUUCCGGCAUGCCUUUGGUACAACCAAACCCACACACCGUUGCGGUUGCAGGAAGUGUACGCCAAUCCGAACUACACUCAUCAGUAUCGGUACCCGCUGUUCAACAAGGAGUGCCUACGGAGAAACGUGGCCAACGUUACCGACUUGUAUUUGUGCGUCGAAAAGGAUUCGAUGUUCUAUCAAGGUUUCGUGCGCAACAACGUUGACGGUGGCAACGCCCUGGUCAGUCACUUUGCUCAAGAUGUAGAAGAGUAUCAGGUUACUUAUCUGGUCGGAUUGUUCGGUACCGAGCGGACCAUCGAGCAUAAGGGCAAUGCGGAUGACAAUGAUUUCGGAGAGAUUCCACCUGUUCGUUAUUAUGGGGUCUAUCAACGUAUUAGCGAGUACUACAGCUGGAUCAAACAUGUGAUUGGUGUGGAAAUGCAGCACGAUUAAGAGGUCUGUUUUUCUGCAAAUCAAUAGAUGAUCAAAAUGAAUUGUUAAAUUAAAUUCAUCAUAUUAAUUCGUUUACAAAAGUUCAAAUAUAUGUAAGGUUUCGGAUGACAAUAUCAAC
Anopheles coustani is the source of this 2692-nucleotide messenger RNA. RefSeq lists its product as uncharacterized. Lineage: Eukaryota; Metazoa; Arthropoda; Insecta; Diptera; Culicidae. Gene Ontology annotation, molecular function: serine-type endopeptidase activity. The record is from RefSeq and is a predicted model, not a curated record. Gene Ontology annotation, biological process: proteolysis. The transcript is spliced from 10 exons. Bases 1 to 2574 code for a protein of 857 amino acids.